ACAGCCCCCACGCGGUCCGGUCCGCUCCACGGAGUUUGUUGUCAUGCAGGACGCGCGCGUCUAAACCCGCAGCAAUGGAGCUGUCCAACCUGUACGAGGUGGCGGCCCCGCGGCUCCCGGCGAGCCAGCACGCCUCCUCGGCGGCGGACCCGGGCGGGGACAUCGGGGACACGGAGGCGUCCAUGGACCUGAGCGCCUACAUCGACACCUCCGCCCUGAACGACGAGUUCCUGGCCGACUUGUUCCAGAACACUUCCCGCCACGACAGGCUCCGGCACGUGAACUGCGACGUCGUCUACGAGCACGCGCCGCCGCCGCCGCCGCACUUGUACGGCGCGGAGCUCAAGCCGGAGCCCUACUACGAGCACGCGCCCGCGCGCGCCCGCCCCGCCGCUAUCAAGCAGGAGCCCCGCGACGAGGACGCGCCGCCGCCGGCCUACCUGCACCACUACCCGCCGCCGCCGCCGCACCUGCAGUACCAGGUGGCGCACUGCGCGCAGACCGCCAUGCACCUCCAGCACCCGGGCCAGCCCACCCCCCCGCCCACGCCGGCGCCCAGUCCACACCACUUCCCCCCCACGCAGCACCAGCGGGGGGGCGGGAAGAACAAGAAACACGUGGACAAGAACAGCCCGGAGUACCGGCUGCGGCGCGAGCGCAACAACGUGGCCGUGCGCAAGAGCCGCGACAAGGCCAAGCUGCGCAACAUGGAGACGCAGCAGAAGGUUCUGGAACUGAGCAGCGACAACGAGCGGCUGCGGCGCCGCGUGGAGCACCUGAGCCGCGAACUGGACGCCCUGCGGGGCAUCUUCAGGCAGCACCCAUCUGACGGGACCCGCUGAACCCCCUCCCCUCAGGGGGGUCAGUGAUCUAUGCAACACACGGUGCCUUCCGGUCCCUUGACCUUUCACCUUAUGCCCCCUGACCUGAACUCAUGAACACAAAAAAAUCAGCGAGAAAGGAUUUUUUUUUUCUACUUUUGUUGACAGUAAACAUUCCUCCAUGACACAUGUAUAAAUGUAUAUGAUAUAUGAAUAAAGCAGCUUGUUUUA
Molecule: messenger RNA, 1052 nt
Organism: Nerophis lumbriciformis (worm pipefish)
Lineage: Eukaryota; Metazoa; Chordata; Actinopteri; Syngnathiformes; Syngnathidae
Gene: cebpa
Product: CCAAT enhancer binding protein alpha
Biological process (GO): DNA-templated transcription; myeloid cell differentiation; regulation of transcription by RNA polymerase II
Molecular function (GO): DNA-binding transcription factor activity, RNA polymerase II-specific; RNA polymerase II cis-regulatory region sequence-specific DNA binding
Source: RefSeq, a predicted model, not a curated record